AUGAGCAGUCCUUCUCCCUCUCCCAGAUCCAGGUUGUCUUCCCGCAUGGGCGGCACCGCCCGUCGAACCUCGACUUUGCUGAGCAUCGCGAGACUCAGUCCGUCUAAGUCCAGAGCAAAUGGGCAUGACGAAGGUAGCGAAAAUGAAGCUGCAUCCCGCAGGCGCACCGUGCCCCGCCCUACACUUCCGAGCCUGUCCGACUUGACAGUCCCCCCUCCAGCUUCUGUCCAUGAAGUGCACUUGCCAAGUCCCAUAGCUGAGAGUCCUGCUCGCGAGGUGCUAGCCACACAGAAAGACGUUGUCCGCCCAGCGCCUUUAUCCCCCACUUGGGCCACAGUAGAGACGGCCCCUGGCCCCGCCCCUGUACGUGCAGAGACUGCUGAAGACAGUCCGGUCGUGUACACCCCGUCUCCAGUUGGCAGCCUGACAGCGGGAUCUAGUCGACGUCGUGUCGAAAACGCCCCAGAAGGACGUUCUGAAGUUGGUCCCACUGCGGGUGGAAACCUUGUACCUAGCCCGGCCCCGAAGGCCAGUCAGUUCAGCGUCCAAGAUGUCCCAAAUGCACCCUUACUUGUUCCUUCAACGUCUUCACCUAAACCGCCGCCAAAACCCUCGGGAGUGGGUGCGUCCAAGGAAGGAAACAGUCCGUUACCUCAACUUCCUGAGCGCAGCCCCUCGAGACCCGCGCAACGAGAUGUCCAACGCGUCCCAGAAGGACCUUCGGGUGCUCCUUCAACGCUAAUUCACGAAGAGCAGCUGGAGCCGCCAACCACUCUUGAGAAAGAUCGUUCUCCUCCUCUUGAACGUAGCCCAACAGCGGGGUCUGGUCGACAUACCGUCCAAUACGACCCAGAAGAUCCGGCAAGUUGGCGCCUCCAGUUAGUACCCUCGUCCGACCAGGCACCUAUCCCGUACGACGUGAACAUGCCUCGCGAAGAAAACACUCCGGCGCCUAAUCCUCUUGAGCGCAGUCCGACACCUAUUGGUACCAGUGUCCGGGAGGUGACAGGACCCUCGGACGUGUAUUCGGCGUCCUCACCCAGACAAUCGCCGGUCCCAUACGCAGUGAGCCUGUCUAACUCGGAGGAAGGAAAUCGUGAAGCUACGCGUCUUCCGCGAGGACCAGCCAAGCUUGCUUACGCUAGGGCCAGGCUUCAACAUCAUUACACUGACCUAAGUCGAAUCGGCCCAUCUGAAUCAGCACGUCGUGAAAAGACGAAAUCCUCGUACAAGCAGGCUCGUGUGGAGAAUGGACGUGCUCUACACACCGAAGACCAGAAAGACGGGAAUGCGCGUGCAUCACCCCCUGCGGCUCGUUGA
Molecule: messenger RNA, 1320 nt
Organism: Cyclocybe aegerita
Lineage: Eukaryota; Fungi; Basidiomycota; Agaricomycetes; Agaricales; Hemipholiotaceae
Source: the annotation of a GenBank genome assembly